GCAUUGUUACAUACAGUAAUAAAAUUAUAAUUUGGGUCAAUUUUGGAAUUUGUCCACUCGUAUGAAGUGAGUGAUCCUGGGCAAACUGCGAAUUAAGGAAGUCAGUAAGACGUAAAUUGUAGAUUUUUGAUUAAUUUUUUUUGUUUGUUUGUAUCUUGUUCCUCUCUUCAGCAAGAACAUAUCGUUUUUGUCCACUGUGUGAGAGAUAAUAAUAUAAUAAAACUCGGACGUUAAAUUUCCGUUUAAAUUUGAAAAUGGGUGAAGAUAAGGCUGAUGUUAAUCAAUAGUUCGUGUAUUUGAAGAUCUAGUAGAAAAGUGAAUCUCAACAUCUGAGCGAUGACGGAUCAGCUGAGCCUCCCGACUUCAGACAUGUUCUCCUUCUCGCACUGUACUCCUCUCAACUGUUUCGGUUCUGUAUUCCAGGGGAUUCAGCAAAUUCCAGAGUUUGGAAAAUUCAAAUAUUCAAUCAUAUGUAUUGCUUUUUAAACGGCGGAAUAUUCGUUGGAGCGAGUUGUAAAUUUUCUUUUAGCCCUCACCCUUCACGAUUCCUUUUAGCGAGGCUUUUAUCCCGUACUUUGUCGACACCGUACCACUCUAUUAUUAGAAAUCCAUCCGUAAAUUCACCCUUUUGUACGAAUGUAUUUCGGAAUGAAUGCGCGCAAAACGGCAGAGAUCGACUUUUAAAAUGAAUCUAUCUUGAGUCUGCAGCGGAAGUGUGAAUUAUGACCUUACAACAGACGACCACAAACACAACGAAUCCUGAAAAUGGAACACAAUUAGAAAAUCACAUGUAUGUCCAUUCAAGCAAGAGUCAAGAAUCAUGCCGUAGUGAGUCACAGACGUCAAGUCAUACGUCCACAAAUGUAGAAAUAUGUCGGAUCUGUCACUGUGAAGGUGAUGCAGAGGGUGGCCUUAUCGCACCAUGCUACUGUGCUGGCUCUCUUCGUUAUGUUCACCAGGCCUGCCUCCAGCAGUGGAUCAAAUCUUCCAAUAUCCGCUGUUGUGAGCUCUGCAAGUUCCAGUUCAUAAUGCAUACCAAGACGAAGCCGUUCAUGGAGUGGGAACCACUUGAAAUGACAGGCUUUGAAAGGAGGAAGUUACUGUGUGCAGUUUUAUUCCAUGCAAUAGCUCUCACGUGUGUAAUCUGGUCACUUUAUGUGCUAAUCCAUCGUACUGCAGAAGAGAUACGUGACGGCAUUCUCGAAUGGCCAUUCUGGACAAAACUAAUAGUUGUAGCAAUAGGCUUCACAGGUGGUGUUGUUUUCAUGUAUAUCCAAUGUAAAGCCUACAUGCACAUUUGUCAGAGAUGGAAAGCCUUCAAUAGAGUCAUUUACGUUCAGAAUGCUCCUGAAAAGAAUCCUCUCCAAACACAGACAGUUCCACCGCUUUCGCCCAACAUCAUCUCAGGCACAAGCCAUAAAGCAGAGAAUAUUAGUAAAUUGAAAAACUUUGCUGAAAGUGGAAAUUUUAAAGAUGAAACAAGUAUUGACUUGAAAGGAGUUCGUAAUUUACAUAUAUUUUUUAAUGAUGAGAGUAGUGUUUGUGUUCAAAAUGAGCAAUUUUGUGGUUCUGAUGAAGGUGAUGGAACCUUAGAAGCAGUUAAUGUCACACCAAAUGGAAAUCAAAGAUGUGAAGAUUUAUCAACUUCAUGGCAUAUCAAGAUAGGUAAAAGCUCUGGUGGUGAUCAAUCGUACAUCCCUGUACAACAAAGGAGUGCCGAAGAACCAGGAAAAUCUUCAAUUUCUGAGUAUGGUGAUUCAAGCGCAGACGAUGGCAUUACGUAUAAAGCUGGGGAUGCGCCUUGCGGAAGUAAGAAUGAUUCGGUUUUGAAGUUGCAAACCAAGAAGGCAGAGAUAGUAAUAAAAUUCAAGCAGAGUUCGAUGGAUGACAUAAACGAGGAGGUGCAGAAUAAAGACAGAAAGGAUACUUCCGUAAACAUUAAAAUUGACGACAAUGACAAUGAUCCUAUCGUCAUAGAUGUGGUCACUAAAGGCCAGACUGAGACUAGUAGUAGUAAAGAUCCGGUUAAAAUAUCUUUUGGUUUCAAACAAAACGACGAAGAAAGAGUUGGCGACAAAACCGAUUGCUGCAAUAGCAACUCUACAAAUAAACUGUUUCAGACAGCUUACUUGGACGAUUCUUGUGCUGAAACAGAUGCAGCGUCGCAUUUGCCACUUCUUCCAAAUAAAUGUCCACAAGGAAAAAAUUGACCAUAAGACUGAUUUUUAUUGUACAAUUUCAAUUUAUUGAAUAACUAAAGGUAAUAAAAUUAUAUUACCAUUUAAACAUGAUGGUAGCAACUGAAGAAUUCUUUGUUUUAAAAUAUUACAUAUUUUUUCAGUCGAAGAGAGAUUAAGUUGUUUUAAUUAAGGGGAUUGUUAAAGUUUACACAUUAUUUAUAAACCAUUUAAUGCAAUAAAGCAUAUGGUCUAUUACUGUUGGUAGAAACAAAUUUUAAAGAAAAGUAGAAGUAGUCUUUUAUAGAUUUUAGUAAUUCAUAAAAAUAACCCAAAAAAGCGAGUAAAAAUUGUGUUCACUAUUAUAAAGACUGAAAAAAAUAUUUCACCUUGCGUAUCUAUCAUAAAUUAUUAUGAAAUUUAAUGCUUCCUAGCAACCUGCUCUCAAUUUGUUAUUCCACUUUUUUGAAUAUUGAAAGUACAGUUCCAACUGUAUGUAUUGUUUGUUUAAAUUAGUGAACUUUUUUUUUUUUUAAUCUGCAAUAAAAACAGAGAUAAAAAAUGUACAGAAGUUAUUUACUACAAUUUGUAAUGUACUAUCGUAUUUACACAUUUUACAGCUACAAUGUAAAUUAAUAUUUAUGUUAAUAGAAAUUAUAGUUUCUUUUAUAAAUAUACUUUAUCAGCACAAACACUAUAAUGGAAUAUAAAUUAUUUUUGCUCAUAAAUAAUAAUUUAAAAUAAGAGUAUAAUCAAUUAAACUGUAAAUUGACUGAUGUAUGUACUAAGGUCAAUAAUCAUUAUUAAUUGAGUUAUAUGAAUGAUAUUCGAAAUGGGGAAAAAAAAGAAAAAAAAAA
Molecule: messenger RNA, 3034 nt
Organism: Cimex lectularius (bed bug)
Lineage: Eukaryota; Metazoa; Arthropoda; Insecta; Hemiptera; Cimicidae
Exons: 5
Coding region: 723-2210 (495 amino acids)
Biological process (GO): immune response; antigen processing and presentation of peptide antigen via MHC class II; protein polyubiquitination
Cellular component (GO): early endosome membrane; late endosome membrane; lysosome
Molecular function (GO): zinc ion binding; ubiquitin protein ligase activity; MHC protein binding
Source: RefSeq, a predicted model, not a curated record